Lindgomyces ingoldianus is the source of this 489-nucleotide messenger RNA. RefSeq lists its product as uncharacterized. Lineage: Eukaryota; Fungi; Ascomycota; Dothideomycetes; Pleosporales; Lindgomycetaceae. The record is from RefSeq and is a predicted model, not a curated record. The transcript has 3 exons. Bases 1 to 489 code for a protein of 162 amino acids.
AUGCGGAGCCUAUUGAUAAGUGGUAAAAUGGUAGCGCUGCUGGACGUUCAGGGCUCUCACUCUCAACGCGUAUGCCUGCUAUGGGAUGAAGCUUCAAGCAUUCUCGCAUCAACUUCUCUUCGGAUUUUAGUCGCUAGCGUCGUCCUUACCCCCGGGUACUUGGCAAAAUUAGCGAGCAUGCCUAUGGCUGCAUUGCGUCCUCCUUAUCCCUUUCUGCUUCUGGUGGAAUGUGAGGCACCUUACAUUGGUCUUGCUUUACCAGAUACUGUUGCAGUAGUUACAGUACUCAGGCACAUUAAGAUGCAGGGCAUGUCUACCACAAAACUAAAUUGGCUUCGUUUCUAUACACAACUAAAGUACACAACUAAAAACCACACACCUUUAUCCACCUACUCGUUCGCGGAUAUCUCCCAACCCAGAAUGAAUUGUGUGCACUUCCUGCCACGGCACGCCAUCCCCAUCCACAUGAAACAAUGUGCAUCAGACUAA